This is a messenger RNA of Exophiala bonariae, 1743 nucleotides long. RefSeq lists its product as uncharacterized. The transcript has a single exon. Bases 1 to 1743 code for a protein of 580 amino acids. Lineage: Eukaryota; Fungi; Ascomycota; Eurotiomycetes; Chaetothyriales; Herpotrichiellaceae. The record is from RefSeq and is a predicted model, not a curated record.
AUGGACGUCAACACCUCAGUGGAAGCUGUACGAUUAGUUGGCCGCAGCUUGGUCGACGGCCAAGCAUCUGGGGAACUUCUCUGGUCGAAUGUUAGCUUGAGCUUUUGGGGUGGUGUUGAUUCGAGAACGGGCGUGAUAGUUGAUCAGCACCACCCGCUCCAAGGUCAGUGUGUAACAGAUCGCAUUGUUGCAAUACCCGCUGGAAGAGGAUCAUGUUCUGGCAGUGGAGUGUUGCUGGAACUCCUCCUAAGGAAGAUGGGUCCUACAGCUUUCGUGUUUCAGACAUUCGACGAGAUCUUAACACUGGGUGUAGUUGUUGCCAAAGCAAUAUUUCAACUUUCAAUUCCAGUUGUUGUGUUACGAGCGGAAGAUUUUUCAACACUCCAGGACCAAGAACAUCUCACUAUCAUUGGUGCGAGCCUUUUCAGAGGACUUUGCCCUCUCCGACCACAGUUACCAUCACAGACCAAUAUAGCUCAAACAAAUAUCAAACUGAGUGGAAAGGAUGACAUGAUGCUGUCUGGUGCUAACGGAAAAGCUACACAGAUAGCUAUGGAGAUUUUACUAACCAUGGCUAGCCUUCAGGGGGCCGAGGCUCUCUUGAAUGUUACUCAAGUCCAUAUCGAUGCAUGCAUAUAUACAGGUCCCGGCGGCCUUGAGUUUGCACAAAAGCUUCUGGGUAUGGGUGGUAGGUUCUCCGUACCAACAACUCUCAAUUCGAUCUCAAUCGAUUCUCGUAAAUGGAAGGAGCUCGACAUGGACCCGGAGAUGGCAAAUCAGGCACAGAAGCUGGCCGAUACAUACAUGAACAUGGGUGCAUUGAUGAGCUUUACUUGCGCUCCUUAUUUGCUCGACACGGCGCCCAAAGCAGGUGAGAAUAUUGGCUGGGCCGAGUCCAAUGCUGUGGUCUUCGCCAACAGUGUUCUCGGUGCCAAAACCCAGAAGUAUCCUGAUUUCCUUGACGUCUGCAUUGCCUUGACCGGUAGGGCGCCCAUGGCCGGAUGCCAUAUUGAACAAAAUCGUCUACCAGUUCUAGAGAUCCUUGUCCCCAAAGUGUCUCAGCCUGAUGAUGCUUUCUGGCCAUUGAUCGGAUACCUUGCUGGCAAGCUGUCUGGUCCAAAGAUCCCAUUGAUCUUUGGCUUGGAACAUGCUCAACCCACUAUGUCCGACCUCAAAGCAUUUGGCGCGGCAUUCGCCACAACAGCCUCCGCUGCAAUGUUUCAUAUCGUUGGAGUGACUCCCGAAGCCCAGUCAGCGGCAGCGUUAAGGGGAUCCAUUCCGUCAGCAACAAUCCAAUUGUUGGACGUGAAGGAAUGCUGGGCCAAGCUCAACACAGCCUCGGAUUUUUCUGUAUCUCUGGUAUCCCUCGGAAAUCCCCAUUUUUCGUUGGAAGAAUUUGCGCAGCUCGCAUCGCUUUGUUCCGAACGGAAAAAACAUCAUCAUGUUCACAUGACCAUAACCACGAGUAGAGCCACACUCGAACAGGCAGAGAAGACGGGCCACUUGCGUGCGAUUCAAGAUUUCGGUGCGCAAGUAAUCACCGAUACGUGCUGGUGUAUGCUUGGGGAACCUAUAAUUCCCGAAGAUGCGCGGAAUAUCAUGACUAAUUCGGCGAAAUAUGCACACUAUGCUCCAGGAAUGGUCAACCGCGGAGUGUUUUUUGGAAGUCUGGCGGCUUGUGUUGAGGCGGCAUGCACUGGACAGAACAUCAUGCAAUCUCCAGGCUGGCUUCUCGGUGAAUGA